CUAAGAUGUAAACGAAAUCUAAUCUCCCGUUAUUUUCGUUUAAAUUGAAGGCACAAAAUUGAAAAACAAAUUAGUAGGGCUCGGCUCCAAUACAAGGCUCUGAUUUUUAUUUAUUAUGUUAAUUUGUUCUUGUGACAGUGUUAGACUAAUAUAGUACAGUGGUUGGUAGGAAACUGACAAGUUGAAAGAGAAAGACGAAGAUUUCUGCACUCUAAUUUAUAACAAUAAGCCAUGGCUGAAGCUCCAAAGCUCUAUACCAAUAAACCCAAAAAGGCGCAGCUGAAACAAUUUCAAGGGAAGGACUUUUCUUCACCAUCUUCAUCUUCGUCGUCAAUGGGGACUCACCCUCCACCUCCACCUCCACCUCAGCCCCCUAAGGAAUCAUUUGCUCGCCGUUACAAGUUCCUCUGGCCGUUGCUUCUCACUGUUAAUCUUGCUGUUGGAGCUUAUAUUUUCAUGAGAACGAAAAAGAAAGACACAGACGUAGAGCUAGUGGAUGAAGUUGCAACCCCAGUUGAAACAACAGCUACUGUCACUGUCCCCCUUGAUAAAUCUCUACCUACGCCGAUUGUCAAAGAGCCUCCCCCUAAAUUGCGACAACCAAUCUCAGAGAAUCAACAGCUUGAACUUUUCAAGUGGAUAUUGGAAGAAAAAAGGAAGAUUAAAACAAAUGAUCCCAAAGAAAGGAAGCGUAUCGAUGAGGAAAAAGCUUUGCUUAAGCAGUUUAUUCGAACAAAGUCUGUUCCGAGCAUAUAACUGGCGAACAACUGCUAUCAAAUGAUUAAGGAAUAUCUGAAAAAAAGAGGAAACACAAUUGUUUAGUAUUCCAAGUUUCUCACUUCCUUAUUUGUCACUACAUUAUGAUUAGACUUUUGCCAGUUUACAAUGGAAGUACUUAAAAAAAAAUUGCCAUGUGUAAAUCAAAAUGUUGUGUUUGGUCUGCUGCAGAAAUUUGUGGAUUUUGUAGUUGCUUGGUUACAGAUUACAAUGAGACAGUAGCAGUAUAAAACCACACUUUUCUAUUA
Cannabis sativa is the source of this 1025-nucleotide messenger RNA. RefSeq lists its product as uncharacterized. The transcript has 3 exons. NCBI's taxonomy places the organism in Eukaryota, Viridiplantae, Streptophyta, Magnoliopsida, Rosales, Cannabaceae. The record is from RefSeq and is a predicted model, not a curated record. Bases 232 to 756 code for a protein of 174 amino acids.